This is a messenger RNA of Pygocentrus nattereri (red-bellied piranha), 1662 nucleotides long. RefSeq names its product ATPase H+ transporting V1 subunit C2 (gene atp6v1c2). Bases 25 to 1245 code for a protein of 406 amino acids. The transcript is spliced from 13 exons. Lineage: Eukaryota; Metazoa; Chordata; Actinopteri; Characiformes; Serrasalmidae. Gene Ontology annotation, cellular component: vacuolar proton-transporting V-type ATPase, V1 domain; lysosomal membrane. The record is from RefSeq and is a predicted model, not a curated record. Gene Ontology annotation, biological process: proton transmembrane transport. Gene Ontology annotation, molecular function: proton-transporting ATPase activity, rotational mechanism.
CGGGUCGGGGUGGGUGAGAGAGUCAUGUCAGAGUUUUGGCUGAUCUCAGUUCCGCUGGACAAAGCCAGUUCUCAGUCUUUGGAGAAACUCAAACGGGCUGCAUCCAAAGCCGGCCUCGGCUCCAGCUUCAGAUUCCACAUCCCUGAACUGAAGGUGGGCACUCUGGAUGUAUUGCUGGGUGUGGCUGAUGACCUCUCCAGACUGGACUCAUAUACAGAGGGCAUUAUGAGGAAGACAUCUCAGUGUAUGGCGGAGGUCAUGGAGCAGUCCACUGACAAAGUCAUAGAGAACGCCCUGGCAAAUGGAGAGCACAAGGGCCAUCGCAGAGUUCCACAGUCACCCCUGAAGGUUUAUUUUCAGGCCUUGCGGGCACUUGAUAUUUCAGUGGACCUCGCUACAUAUGUGACAAAGUUCCAAUGGGACAGAGCCAAGUACCCCACUGCCCUGUCUCUAAAAACAGUGACCGAGAUUAUCUCCAAGCAAGUGUCUCAGGUGGAGAUAGAACUGAAGUCUCGUAGCACUGCAUACAAUGACAUGAAAGCCAAACUGCAUGGCCUUGAGCAGAAAAAAGAGGGAAGCCUGCAGACCCGCACUUUGACUGGCAUUGUGAAGAAGGAAGACUUGGUCCUCAACUCUGAGUAUCUGACCACUUUACUGGUAGUGGUGCCCAGGGUAAACAAUAGCCUGUGGGAGAACACCUAUGAGUCCAUGUCAGAGUUUGUGGUCCCUCGCUCCAGCAGGAAGCUGCUGGAGGAGGAGGAUGCUGGGAUUUUCACAGUGACACUCUUCAAAAAAGCUGUCAGCGAAUUCAAAGCCAAUGCCAACAAGCUCAAAUUCACAGUGCGCGAGUUCAACUUAGAGGAAGCAGAGAAGCAAAGGCAAGAGAUGAGCCGCCUUAUUGCGGAUAAGAAAGAACAGUAUGGAACAUUUGUGCGCUGGCUGAAGGUGAAUUUCAGUGAGAUGUUUGUGGCCUGGAUCCACAUCAAGGCUCUUAGAGUGUUCACAGAGUCAGUUCUCAGGUACGGCUUGCCGGUCAGUUUCCAGACUCUUCUACUGCAGCCAGAGAAGAAGCAUGCGAAGCGGCUGAGAGAGGAGCUCAACUCUUUAUUCAGGGAUUUGGACCCUACAGCAGCAGCCAGCAAACCAGAUAUGGGGGUUGACAUCCCAGGAGUUAAUGCUGGACAGCAGGAGUACUACUCCUACAUCUGCUACUCCAUCAACAUUAGUUUGCUGGACUCCAGCUAGCAGUCAGCUGUAUACCAAACCAAGAGACUAGUACCUUAUAUUCCUACAAUUUAAGCAAAAGCUCUAAAAUGAGAUACUGAGUAUUGGAGUUUUUGUGAUUGUACAGGUUUGUGAUCACACAGGUUUAAAUAAAAAAGGACCAAUAACUCAUGAAAGACAUUUACACUGUAUGAUCACCAUUUAUACAACAAGGAGGACUCAGAAUAAGAUUUCCAGUUUCCAUUUCAGCUAACAAGUGUAAUAAAACUCUAAACAGGUAAAGAUGCUCUACAAAUAAGAAUUAUUUUACAGCCACCAUCUCGUUUAUUAACCCAACAAGCAAUAUUAAUGAGCUAUUUUUGUGAAGCUGAACCGGCAGGGAUUUACAUGUAAACAAAAUACCAUGUCUUUCAGUUUCUGAAUAAAUAAGACUCCAUG